UGUUCCAAAUCUAUUUUAACCCGAACUCGUUUUCUUAAUCUCCUAGGUUUAAAAUAAAUACGCUAGUCCAAAAAUUGGCACCAAAUUUAAAAUUUUAAAAGGCCCAAAAUUUCAAAUCUUCAUCAUCUAUUAACAACUUAAUCCGUAUCACUACAUACAAAUUUCAUCUUAUUGUUACCAUCAAACCCUAAAAUCAUGUUCGACGAUCCAUUCUUCAGAGCCUAUCUAUCCCGUCCGGUCCAGCAAAACCACCGGUCCACCUCACCGGAAGUAAUACAAAUACCGGUUCACUUCUUUUCAUCCAAACAACCACAAAAACCCUCAUCACUAUCCACCAAAUCAGCAGCAGCCUUGAAGAUUCAGUCACUGUUCAGAGGAUUUCUAGUGAGAAAAAGCGUGAACAAGAUCUCGUCAAUCAGAAAUCAGGUAUGUGAAGCUGAAACCAGCGCUGAAUUGAUUCGAACAGAUGUGAAGGAGCGGUUGAGAGUGAAUGAAACCCUAAUGUUGUUGCUGUUGAAGCUGGAUUCGAUUCGAGGUGUUGAUUUCGGUGUUAGAGAGUUCAGAAAAGCUGUUAUUAAUAAAGCGAUUGCGGUACAGGAGAUUCUAGAUUCAGUUGUGGAUGAAUCAGUUAGAACUGUAACCAAACAGGUUACUGAUACGGAUUCUGUGAUGAAUGUUGAUGGUGUAGUUGAUGUAACAGUGGACAAUGUGAAUGUUGUGGAUUCGGUUGUUAAUGAUACGAUUAGAUCUGAUGAAACCGUUGAGAUUGAUUGUGGAACUGUAACCGAACGGGUUACUGGUACGGAUUCUGCGAUGAAUGUUGAUGGUGUAGUUAAUGUAACAGUUGAGGAUGUGAGUGUUGUGGAUUCGGUUGUUGAUGAUACGAUUAGAUCUGGUGAAACCGUUGUGAUUGAUUGUGGAAUUGUAACCGAAAAUGCUACAGUGGAAGAUGUGAAGGAGAUUGAUGUGAAUUGUGAUUCGGUUGAAGUGAUAGAUGAUAGGAAUAGAAGUAUACAACUUUUGGAGAAGUUGAUUGAUGAUAAUGAGAAGAUGACAUCACUAAUGACGCAGAUGUUUGAGAGGGAUGAGAUGCAGACUCGGAUGAUUAACUCGCUGAGUCGAAGAGUUGAACAACUGGAGAAGACUUUAAAACCGCGAAAGAAGAAGAAGAAGAUGAUGCAUUCUGUAUAAAGGAUAAAAGGUACUGGAUUGUUUGUUCAUAUGCACCAUUCAUUGUUGCUUCUCAUCUGCUCUAUUAAUUGAAUGCUUAAUGCUUAACAGUAGAUUUUAGUCUAUCAAGUUGGGUUUGAUUGAUUUGGUUUCCAGUAUUUUUGAAGAUGUUAAGAGUUCAAAACUUUGAAUUUAGAUGCAUCUUAAUGAGAGAAAUUGGAUAGUGAUGACGGUUUAUGUGGUGGUUUGGAUGAAAAGGAGUGAACCGGUAUUUGUAUCUCAAAAGAAUUAAAGAGAUAAGAAAUGUUUUAUAGUUUUCUUAA
Helianthus annuus (common sunflower) is the source of this 1493-nucleotide messenger RNA. RefSeq names its product BAG family molecular chaperone regulator 6. Gene Ontology annotation, molecular function: protein-folding chaperone binding. Gene Ontology annotation, biological process: protein folding. Gene Ontology annotation, cellular component: plasmodesma. Lineage: Eukaryota; Viridiplantae; Streptophyta; Magnoliopsida; Asterales; Asteraceae. The coding region runs from base 196 to 1191 and encodes 331 amino acids. The transcript is spliced from 2 exons. The record is from RefSeq and is a predicted model, not a curated record.